AUGGCAGUCAUCAUCCCUUUAGUUAACGGUACUUCUUAUAAUACUGUUACAGCUCAUUCUGCUGAAUCCUACAAGAAUACCGUCAAUUUCUAUACUAAAUUCUUGGGUUUAAAGACUCAAUCUUCCAAGGACAAUGAAUCAAUUUUAACUAACGAAGAUAUUUGUAUUAAAAUUGUCUUAGAAGAAUCUAAUGAUGGUUUUAAGUUAGACGAAGCUCGUUUCAAUGAAUUGUUUAAAUUGACUGCUCGUUCCGAUUGGAGAUCGAAAGUUCCACAAUCUUUAGUCUUUAACGUAGAAAACAUUAACAUUAUUAAGGAUGUCUUGAUCGAAUUGGAUGCUCCAAGACAAUUCCACCCUUCAGAAUUAUCUCCAAUGUUUUUAUACACUUUAGAUCCUUUAGGUAAUGUUGUUGGUGUCACUGAAACUAAAAAUGCUGUUUCAACAAAACCAAUGAAACCAACUUCUACUACUUCUACCAUGAAGGUUCAUUCUUCUUUACCAUCAAAGGUCACUUCAUCUACUGAUUUAGCUGGCCAAAUUAAAACUACCACAAACUAUCCUUCUCUACCAAAGGCUAAAGGCCAUGAAAAAGCUAUUGCUGUUAUGACUUCUGGUGGUGAUGCCCCAGGUAUGAACUCUAAUGUCAGAUCCAUUGUUAGAUCUGCCAUUUUUAAAGGUUGUCAAGCUUACGUAGUCAUGGAAGGUUACGAAGGUUUGGUUCGUGGUGGUCCAGAAUAUAUUAAACAAGUCACCUGGGAAGAUGUUAGAGGUUGGUCUACUGAAGGUGGUACCAAUAUUGGUACUGCUCGUUGUAUGGCUUUCAAGAAGCGUGAAGGUAGAUUAUUAGGUGCUCAACAUUUAAUUGAAGCUGGUGUUGAUGCCUUAAUCGUCUGUGGUGGUGAUGGUUCUCUAACUGGUGCUGAUUUGUUCAGAUCUGAAUGGCCAUCUUUAAUUAAAGAAUUAUUAGAAACCAAGAGAAUUUCAGAACAACAAUACACUAGAUACCAACAUUUGAACAUCUGUGGUACUGUUGGUUCAAUUGAUAACGAUAUGUCCACUACUGAUGCUACCAUUGGUGCUUACUCUGCCUUGGAUAGAAUUUGUAAAGCUAUUGAUUAUGUAGAAGCCACUGCUUACUCUCAUUCAAGAGCGUUCGUUGUUGAAGUUAUGGGUAGAAACUGUGGUUGGUUAGCCUUAUUGGCUGGUAUCGCUACUUCUGCUGAUUAUAUUUUCAUUCCAGAAAAACCAGCUUCGUCUGAAGAAUGGCAAGACCACAUGUGUAACAUCGUAGCUAAACAUAGAUCAAAGGGUAAGAGAACUACUAUUGUCAUUGUUGCUGAAGGUGCUAUCUCUGCUGAUUUAACUCCAAUUACUCCAAAGGAUGUCCACAAAGUUUUAGUUGACAAAUUAGGUUUAGAUACCAGAAUCACCAUUUUGGGUCAUGUUCAAAGAGGUGGUACUGCUGUCGCUUACGAUAGAGUCUUGGCUACUUUACAAGGUGUAGAAGCUGUUAAUGCUGUUUUGGAUUCCACUCCAGAAACUCCAUCUCCAUUAAUUGCUAUCAAUGAAAAUAAAAUUGUUAGAAAGCCAUUGAUGGAUUCUGUUGCUUUAACUAAAUCUGUAGCUGAUGCUAUUCAAGCUAAAGAUUUCGACAAAGCUAUGUCUUUAAGAGAUACCGAAUUUGUUGAACAUUUAAAUAACUUUAUGGCUAUAAACUCUGCUGAUCACAAUGAACCAAAAUUAGCAGCUGAUAAGAGAUUAAAGAUCGCUAUCAUUAACGUUGGUGCCCCAGCUGGUGGUGUUAACUCUGCUGUUUAUUCUAUGGCUACUUACUGUAUGUCUCAAGGUCACAAGCCAUACGGUAUUUACAAUGGUUUCACUGGUUUAUCAAGACAUGAAAGUGUUCGUUCAUUAAACUGGAAGGAUCUAUUGGGUUGGCAAUCACGCGGUGGUUCUGAAUUAGGUACUAAUAGACACACCCCAGAAGAAGCUGACAUCGGUAUGGUUGCUUACUAUUUUCAAAAAUACCAAUUUGAUGGUUUAAUCAUUGUUGGUGGUUUUGAAGCCUUCGUAUCAUUAUCUCAAUUAGAAAGAGCAAGAGAUAGUUACUCUGCUUUCAGAAUCCCAAUGGUUUUAAUUCCAGCAACCUUAUCUAACAACGUUCCAGGUACUGAAUACUCUUUAGGUAGUGAUACUGCUUUGAACGCUUUGAUGGAAUACUGUGACAUUGUUAAACAAUCUGCUUCUUCUUCAAGAGGUAGAGCUUUCAUUGUUGAAACUCAAGGUGGUAAUUCCGGUUACUUAGCUACAUUAGCAGCUUUGGCUUGUGGUGCUGCUGCUUCUUAUGUUCCAGAAGAAGGUAUAUCCUUAGAACAAUUAUCCCAAGAUAUUGAAACUUUAUCAGGUGCAUUCGAAAACGCCAAAGGAAGAGAUAGAUUUGGUAAAAUUAUCUUAAAGAGCAAGAAUGCCUCCAAGGCCUUAACUACAGACAAAUUAGCUGAAGUUAUCACCGAAGAAGCUAGCGGUAGAUUCGAUGCUAAGUCAGCCUUACCAGGCCAUAUUCAACAAGGUGGUUUACCAUCUCCAAUCGAUAGAACUAGAGGUACUAGAUUUGCUAUUAAAGCAGUUAACUUCAUUGAAAAUAACCAAGAUUUAAUUGCUGAAGCUCGUUCAGAUGAUGGUGAUUUCGAUAUCACCGACAAGCAAGUUUCUGCAACUGCCUCUGUUUUGGGUGUCAAGGGUACUAACGUUGUUUUCACUUCUAUUAGACAUCUAUAUGACGUCGAAACCGAUAUUGCUAAGAGAAUGCCAAAGAUUAUUCACUGGCAAGAAACAAGAACUAUUGCUGACCAUUUGGUUGGUAGAAAGAGAGUUUAA
This is a messenger RNA of Henningerozyma blattae CBS 6284, 2877 nucleotides long. RefSeq names its product 6-phosphofructokinase subunit beta (gene PFK2). The transcript has a single exon. Bases 1 to 2877 code for a protein of 958 amino acids. Gene Ontology annotation, cellular component: mitochondrion; 6-phosphofructokinase complex; cytoplasm. Gene Ontology annotation, biological process: fructose 6-phosphate metabolic process; fructose 1,6-bisphosphate metabolic process; canonical glycolysis. Lineage: Eukaryota; Fungi; Ascomycota; Saccharomycetes; Saccharomycetales; Saccharomycetaceae. Gene Ontology annotation, molecular function: 6-phosphofructokinase activity; ATP binding; identical protein binding. The record is from RefSeq and is a predicted model, not a curated record.